GGUUUGUGGAGGAUAACCUUUAAGGAAGCAGAGAGGACAUCACGUACAGUCACAUAAGGACCAUUGAAACAGAUAUGGCCAGCACGGUGAGAGGACUGCUCCUGCCUUUACUGGUGGUCCUCAGCUUCAGUGUUCCAUGUAUUUGUGUCUACAGCAGCGGAGAAUGCUUCUUUAACACUAAAGGCAGCUGUGAAUACAUGGGCCAAAGGUUUAACAUGGGAGAGAGCUGGAUGACCAGUGACUGUCUGCAGUGCACCUGUAUGGAGCCUUUUGGAGUGGGCUGCUGCGAUCAUGGGUCAAAGCCUGUGGACUAUCCGGACUGGUGCGAGAUCAUCCGAAAGCCUGACUCGUGCACCAGUGUGGCUGUGAUGAAGGCCAACCACAAACUGCCGUGUCUGUGGGGAUGGGGACGUCUUCGGACCGCAGCCGGACAGCCCUGGAAAUCUGACAAUGAUCCAUUAUUCUGAGCUCACAACUAACAACUCUUAUUAGUAUUUAUUUGACUUUAAUAAAAUAUUGAAUAUAUUAUCAAUAUUUAUUGUACCAUGUUAUACGUUUACUUUCAUUAAAAAAAAACUAAAAAAAAACA
This is a messenger RNA of Boleophthalmus pectinirostris (great blue-spotted mudskipper), 589 nucleotides long. RefSeq names its product microseminoprotein, prostate associated 2 (gene msmp2). The record is from RefSeq and is a predicted model, not a curated record. NCBI's taxonomy places the organism in Eukaryota, Metazoa, Chordata, Actinopteri, Gobiiformes, Gobiidae. The transcript has 4 exons. The coding region runs from base 75 to 467 and encodes 130 amino acids.